GGUUAGUUAUGUGUAUAUAGUUGUAUUUAUAUAGUUAUAUGUAUAUAGUUAUAUUUAUACAGUUACAUACAGAGUUACAUAUGAUACUUUGUAAAUGUAAAUCAUCAAUCAAACCUCGCUCCACCCAGUGCCAGUGCCAGUGCCAGUGUCAGUGCCAGUGCCAGUCAGUUCCUUCAGCAUCUCGAAAAUGAAUAAAUGCCAAGCCGGCACAUUCAUCUUCUCCCUCCCUCCCUCCCCACAAAUACAAAUUCGGGGUUUCACUAUUGAAAUUGGUAAUUAUUGGAGAGGGAGGUGGGUGUUCGAACGCAUAUUGUGUGGGUGGAGGGUGAGUGAUUACGAGGACAUCGUAUUUCGUAUCUUUAUGUGGUGUGGUGGUGGUUCGGUUUGAGAUGAAAUUGAGCUGUUUAAAUACCGCAUUUUUGUAUGCUGAUUGUUUGAUUGAUUGAUUAUUUGUGUAUGUGUUAGGUUACUUCUUUGGGAUUGAUAGCCGGUUUGUCGAGCGAUUGUUAGGUGGGAUUUCUUGUUGGUUGGAAGGUCGCAAGCUCUCCCUUUAGUCGCAAGCUCCUCGUACUCCAGUCAGUCGCAUGCCUCUAAUGCGCCGAAAUGGCGCUUCGAAACCCUCAACAUGCGUUUUCCAAGACAUUGUCAGAUGAGCAUCUAGCCACGCACUCUGGUUCGAGUUCGUCGAGCGCGGCUUCUGCGGAGAGAGAGGUCGUGCAUCUGACGCCGGAUUUUGACUCGGAUGAGGGGGCAGAUGAUGGGGUUGAUGGGGUUGAUGGGGUUGAUGAUGAUGAUGAUGAUGAUUCGGAUUCGGAUUUGGAUAUGGGGAUGGGGAUGGGGAUGGGGAUGAGGGGUGGAGAACGUGCACAGAAUGACAGUUAUAAAAUGCAGAGAUGGCAACCUGUGCAUAGGGAAAAGGGAAAGUUUAAAGAACUUAAAAAGGCGGAUUUGGAUUUAGACGUGGAUGUGGAUGUGGAUAUGGAUUCCGAUGAGGAUAGUUAUCGCGAUGAGACUAGGAGGAGGAGGAGGAGGGGCAGUUUCUCGACAGUACAAUCAUAUCAGCUAUAUACGCCAGAUGAGGAACGAACCGUGGUGAGGAAAUUCGAUAGGAAGUUGGUGGUUUUUGUUGCAUUGCUAUACAUGUUGAGUUUCUUGGACCGAUCAAAUAUCGGUAAUGCGAAAAUCGCAGGUCUAGAACGAGAUUUACAUUUGGAUUCGAAUAAAUAUGAAUGGGUUGUUACGGCAUUCUACAUCGCAUAUAUAUGUUUCGAAUGGAUGAGUAUAUUGUGGAAGGUCAUACCGGCGCAUAUUUAUAUAACGGUGAUUGUCCUCUCAUGGGGAAUCAUCGCAUCGUUACAAUCUAUCGCGACAUCUUUUGCAGGACUACUUGUUCUGCGAACAUUGUUGGGAAUCGGAGAAGCGGGGUUCACAGGAAUCCCAUUCUAUCUAUCCUUUUUCUUCAAGAGAGAAGAAUUAGCAUUUCGGACGGGAAUCUUCUUGAGCGCUGCUCCGCUCGCAACUUCCUUUGCAAGUUCUCUCGCAUGGGGAAUUGUGAAAUUGGGAGAGCGUUCCCCGAUUGCCCCAUGGCGACUUUUAUUUCUCGUCGAGGGAUUUCCCAGCGUUCUGGUGGCGCUUUUCGCGUGGCAUCAUAUUCCUGAUAGUCCGAAUACGGCUUCUUACCUCACGACGCGCGAGAAGAAAAUUGCGCGUCUUCGUCUCCGUCAUGAAGUUACUUCUUCCCCCAGCGCCAAAACCACACCAUCUUCCGGUCUCAAGAUCAGAGAAGUAUUUCUUACUUUCCGCGAUCCGAAAGUUUACCUCACAGCUCUCAUGUUUUUCUUUUCCAACAUGGCAUUCAGCAGUAUGCCCAUCUUUCUCCCCACCAUCCUAACACACAUGGGACAUUCGGCCUCCACCUCCCAAGCCCUCUCCGCACCCCCCUAUCUCCUCUCCUUUUUCUCCGUCCUCCUCACCUCCUACCUCUCCGACAAAUUCUGCUCUCGCUCUCCCUUCCUCAUCUUCCACGCUCUCCUCUCUUCCCUCGGCUACACCCUCCUCGCUCUCCCUCCCCACUUCAUCUCCCCCUCCAUCCGCUACCUCGCCAUCUAUCCCGCCUGCGUGGGCUUUUUCUGCGUCAUCACAAUCCUCAUAACCUGGACAUUGAAUAAUCAACCCUCGUCUUCAAGACAAGGAACAGGAUUCGCCAUCAUGCAGAUGGUGGGGCAGUGUGGACCGCUGGUCGGCACGCGAUUGUAUCCGGAAACUCAGGCCCCGUAUUAUACGGAGGGGAUGGGGGUUUGUGCGGGGGUUAUGUUUGGGGUUGCGGGGUUGGGGUGGGGGUUAAGAUGGUGGUUGGGGAGGGAGAAUCAGAGGAGUGGCGGGAGGUAUGGGAGGUUGGGUGGAGAAUGGGAGGGGGAGGAUGAAGAGGAGAGGGGAUUGGUAGCGAAUGAAAAUGGGAAUGGGAAGGUGAAGAGUAGAAGGGAUGGGAAAAUAUCGUUUUUGUAUAUGUUGUGAGAUGUUUGCGUGAAUCUAGAUAAUUGGGUGAGAUCAAGUCUGAUUCAGAUUAGUGAGAAUGAAAUUUUUCUCAAUGAUAUGAUUGAUA
Molecule: messenger RNA, 2602 nt
Organism: Botrytis cinerea B05.10
Lineage: Eukaryota; Fungi; Ascomycota; Leotiomycetes; Helotiales; Sclerotiniaceae
Exons: 2
Coding region: 604-2514 (636 amino acids)
Biological process (GO): transmembrane transport
Cellular component (GO): membrane
Molecular function (GO): transmembrane transporter activity
Source: RefSeq, a predicted model, not a curated record